Messenger RNA from Coturnix japonica (Japanese quail), 3913 nucleotides. It is a transcript of the gene KCNQ1, whose product is annotated as potassium voltage-gated channel subfamily Q member 1. Lineage: Eukaryota; Metazoa; Chordata; Aves; Galliformes; Phasianidae. Gene Ontology annotation, cellular component: voltage-gated potassium channel complex; membrane. The record is from RefSeq and is a predicted model, not a curated record. Gene Ontology annotation, biological process: potassium ion transmembrane transport. Gene Ontology annotation, molecular function: voltage-gated potassium channel activity.
GCAGGGCCAGCAGCGGCGGGAGGACACCCGGCUCUGGCCGGCGGCUCCGUGCGGCAGCGGAACCCCGACGCCGCCGUCUCAGCCAUGUCCUCCAGCUCUCCCCCGGGCAAGCACAAGAGCCGGAGCCUGGGUCGGCUUUCGCUGCCCAGGAAGGGCAGUAUGACGCCCAGCAAGAAGCCCUCCUCUCUGGAGCUGGCCGAGAGCGUCCCCAACGCCCACUACACCCCGCUUCCCGAAGCGCAGGGCGGGCAGCCGACGGCCAGCAGCGGUCCCGGAGCGUCGAGGGAGCGGCCGCCGCACGCGAAGAGCGAGGUGGUGGUGGUGGGAGCGGAAAGCACGCGGCCCCCGGUUAGCCUGGACCCCCGAGUCUCCAUCUACAGCCUCCGCAAGCCGCUGCUGAGCCGCAGCAACAUCCAGGGCCGGGUGUACAACUUCUUGGAGCGACCGACGGGUUGGAAGUGCUUCGUGUACCACUUCACCGUCUUCCUUAUUGUGCUGAUAUGCCUUAUCUUCAGUGUGCUUUCUACAAUUGAACAGUACGCAGCUCUUGCUACAGGGACGCUGUUUUGGAUGGAAAUUGUAUUAGUGGUAUUCUUUGGAACAGAAUAUGUGGUUCGGUUAUGGUCAGCAGGAUGUCGCAGUAAAUAUGUUGGUAUAUGGGGAAGACUUCGUUUUGCUAGGAAACCUAUUUCAAUCAUUGAUUUAAUUGUAGUUGUCGCUUCCAUGAUAGUUCUGUGUGUGGGCUCUAAAGGUCAAGUCUUUGCAACCUCAGCUAUCAGGGGCAUUCGUUUCCUGCAGAUUUUGCGGAUGCUGCAUGUUGACCGUCAGGGUGGCACGUGGAGGCUGUUGGGAUCAGUUGUCUUCAUACACAGACAAGAACUGAUAACUACGCUCUACAUUGGAUUUCUGGGCCUGAUUUUUUCCUCUUAUUUUGUGUACCUGGCUGAAAAAGAUGCUGUAAAUGAUUCUGGAGAAACAGAGUUUGGCAGUUAUGCAGAUGCCCUGUGGUGGGGAGUAGUGACAGUUACAACUAUUGGCUAUGGGGAUAAAGUGCCUCAGACUUGGAUUGGAAAGACCAUUGCUUCUUGUUUUUCAGUGUUUGCAAUAUCAUUUUUUGCACUACCUGCGGGAAUCCUUGGUUCAGGCUUUGCCCUGAAGGUACAGCAGAAACAAAGACAGAAGCAUUUCAACCGUCAAAUUCCAGCUGCUGCCUCUCUCAUACAGACUGCCUGGAGAUGCUAUGCAGCAGAAAACCCAGACUCUUCUACGUGGAAAAUAUAUAUUCGAAGACCUGCCAGAAAUUAUCAUUUGCUGUCACCCAGUCCAAAACCAAAGAAAUCAGUGAUGGUUAAAAAGAAGAAAUUUAAGCUAGACAAGGACAACGGACCUUCUUCUCCAGAUAAGAUGUUAACUGUUCCACACAUCACUUAUGACCAUGUGACGGAUGAUAAGAAACCUGAUUUCUGUUUUGAUACAUAUGAAAAUUCUGUGAAAAAAAGCCCGACGUUUUUAGAUGUGAACACAGGACCCUUCAUCAGGACCAGCAGUUUUGCCGAUGAGCUUGACCUGGAGGGUGAAACGCUGUUAACCCCAAUAACUCACAUCUCACAGCUGCGAGAACAUCACCGUGCUGCAAUUAAAGUGAUUCGAAGAAUGCAGUAUUUUGUGGCAAAGAAAAAGUUUCAGCAAGCUAGGAAGCCAUACGAUGUCCGAGAUGUUAUUGAGCAGUAUUCCCAGGGUCAUCUCAACCUGAUGGUGCGAAUCAAGGAGUUACAGAGGAGGUUGGAUCAAUCCAUAGGGAAGCCAUCUCUUUUUAUCUCUGUCUCAGAAAAAAGCAAAGAUCGAGGGAAUAACACAAUUGGUGCCAGGCUGAACAGAGUGGAGGACAAGGUUACACAGAUGGACCAGAAACUGAACCUCAUUACUGAGAUGCUGCAUCGUCUGGUUUCAUCUCAUCAGGGAGAUCAAGGGAACAACAGGUCAUCUCAGAGAGAGAACAGAGUUAAUUCAGAUCUCUUCCUCCCAAAUAACACCCUGCCAACCUACGAGCAACUGACCGUGCCAGGAAGAAGUGAAGACGAUAUAUCCUGAUGUGGUAAAAGUCUGGGUUGGGUCUUUCCCACCUUUCUCCUUUAAAUGGAACUGAAUGUUGAGAACUUGGAAGGAAAUUCAUUUCAUCAGCCAUCCAAGAAAACACAUGACUGCAAUAUCUAUGCUACUAGUCUCAAACGCGCUCUUCUAAAACCACUCGUAAUAGGCCAAGGGUUGCCAAGCUGUGUUCUACCAGGCAAAACCUACUGAAGCUCCACACUGAUUCUAUCGAUGAACAAAAAUUAUAGUAACCCAUUAUUGCUCACAAAGACUGAAACAAUAUAAAGACAGGCAAAAUUGCAAAGAUUUAGAGCUCCUUUAAUAAUAAUGACAGUAAUAAUAAUAUUCUAAUAAUACUUGAACUUAGAUGGGAAAUCUGCAUUUUGUUUCUGAACCUGCAGAUAGCAAUAUAUUUCUACUAGUAAGGUUUUUAAAACAAAAUAGGAUAACUUAUGUUGUUUUUAUUGUAUAAAUAUACCGCUAAUGUUCUUGCAAAUGACAAACCACAUGCUGAAUGAUUUUCUUUUGCUGUUUUAUUUUAACAUUGCUACGUAAACAUUAUCAGAUAAUAACCAGAUUUUUUUAAUCUGUUUUUCUUCAGGGAGGCACUAAUACUUAAUCUGGAACAGUACUAUUUAUAGUGGAAAGUGCUAUAGAUUUUUUAAAGAUACCAAUUUUUAACAGGGAGGCAAUAAAGUAUUAUAUAGAAAAAUGAUUCUGCUUUCUAGAAAAUUGUUGCCAAAGAACUUAUACAUAAAUAGAAAAUGCAGUGGUCUGAAUGUACUUGUCCUGAAAUAGCUUCUUAAAAAGAAGGCCUACUACUUCUUCAAUCUACCUUUUUUUUUUUCCCCCCUUAGCUUAUGCUAUCCAAGUAUAGUAUAACAGUCCAAUGUGACUGGACUUGCAGGUCAAGUGCUUGAGCUGGCCACUUACUGAGCAUCCAUAAUUUUCACAGGAAUCAUGGCCCCGGUUCAGGAAAGCAUCUCUCAUCCAGACAGCAUAUAUGACAAAUCUAAUAGUUUCCUGAAUAAUCAAAUAAGAAAUUCUGCUCCCUACCAAAGUCAUUAAUCUAUUCAGAAGUGCCAGCUCCAACCUAAAGGACGCAGGGCCUAACCUGCAAGCCACCUCACCCCAUGUUAUAGUUGCAAUAAGAACAGCAGUGUUUGUCUUGGUGUGAUUUUUCACAUGCACAAUGUGAGCAGGAUUGAAGCUUUGCUUAAUGAAGUUGAAAUUCAACCCUUGCAGUUAGUUAACACUUCUACCAUAUGCACCCUUCCUUGAACGUGGAACGUCCUUAAAGUUGACAGUGUUGGAAAAUAGAGGAUUACAACAUAGCUAAUUAAUGCAAUGUAUAUAAAAAUGAAAUAUUUCAGUGUUUGAAAGCAAGGAGAUGAAUAUAUACAUAUAUAUGUGUCAAAAUUGAUGCCCUAAAGCCUCAUAAUUUUGCUCAGCAUUACCAAUCUUUUGGGUGUAUGAGCAGUCUGAAAUACUGAUGCACUAUGAACUGAGAUGGCAUGGAACCAACUCAUAGUAUUGCUUAUUUGCUGGGCCUUGUUUUAAACAUGAAACAUUUCACAUCUUUCACUUGGGCUGCAGAGGAAAGUAUACUGUAUUUAUAUUAUAAUUGUCUUGCUGCUGUACAACAGAUACAUGUUAUGGGUGUAGAAAUGUAUGGACAUAAACAGGAAUUGUACCUGGGCAUUACAUUUUAUAGAAAUCAAAAUUAUUGUGAUGAUUUUGAAUAUUUUUAAAUGAGAUUCACUGUGUAAUUUCAGAUUAUUGAUCAAUCUCUAAUUUCCUAAUAAAAUACAGGACAAGAUUA